ACCCUGAAGCAAAACCCUAACCUUGCAAUAAAAACCCUUCUCCAUCCCAGCCUGCCAACACACAGACGCAGAAUACAUAGAGAUAACAGAAAGAAGAAGGGAGAAACCCUUCUUUAUAGAGCGAGUGAGAGUGUGUAAUGUCUCUGUACGUGCUGUACGAGUCGGCCUCUGGAUACGGUCUGUUCUUUGCGCACGGGCUCGAUGAAGUAGGGCAGAACACCGAGGGAGUUCGGAACUCAGUUUCCGACCUGAACCGGUUCGGGAAGGUGGUAAAGCUCGCUGCAUUUAGUCCCUAUGAGUCUGCACUGGAUGCUCUCAAUCAGUGCAACGCCGUCUCCGAAGAGGUGACAAAAUUGGGCAAUUGUUUGCUGUUAAAUCCUUUCUUCUGGAGGAAAAACAAUAUUGACCGAUGUGAUUUGGAAAAAGGUCAAAUGACUGACGAGCUAAAGAACUUCUUGGAGCUUAAUUUACCAAAGGGUAAGGAAGGCAAGAAGGUGAAGUUCAGCUUGGGAGUGGCAGAGCCAAAGCUUGGGUCACAUAUUUUCGAAGUUACUAAGAUACCCUGCCAAAGCAAUGAAUUUGUUCUUGAGAUACUUCGAGGCGUGCGGUUGCAUUUCAGUCGUUUCAUUGAAAACCUAAAGCCUGGAGAUUUGGAGAAAGCGCAACUCGGUCUGGGUCACAGCUAUAGCAGGGCGAAGGUGAAGUUCAAUGUGAACCGCGUGGAUAAUAUGGUUAUUCAGGCUAUUUUUCUUCUCGAUACCCUUGAUAAGGAUAUAAAUUCCUUUUCCAUGAGAGUAAGGGAAUGGUACUCUUGGCACUUCCCUGAACUAGUGAAGAUUGUCAACGACAACUAUCUAUAUGCCAAAGUUGCAAAGUAUGUGGAAGACAAAUCUCAUUUGUCUGAAGAACAUUUAUCGGGCCUGACAGACAUUGUUGGAGAUGAAGAUAAAGCAAAGGAGAUCAUAGAAGCUGCCAAAGCUUCCAUGGGACAAGAUUUGUCACCUGUAGAUUUGAUUAACGUGAAGCAGUUUGCACAGAGGGUGAUGGACCUUGCGGAGUACAGGAAGAAGCUCUAUGAUUACCUGGUGUCCAAGAUGAAUGACAUUGCACCUAAUUUGGCUGCACUCAUUGGUGAAGUUGUUGGUGCUCGUUUGAUUUCUCAUGCUGGCAGUCUCACAAACUUGGCAAAGUGUCCUUCAUCAACUCUUCAGAUUCUUGGUGCCGAGAAGGCUCUUUUUAGGGCUCUGAAAACCAAGGGAAACACUCCAAAGUAUGGUCUUAUAUUUCACUCUUCCUUCAUUGGACGUGCUUCUGCUCGAAAUAAAGGCCGGAUGGCUCGGUACCUUGCGAACAAGUGCUCGAUUGCUUCUCGUAUUGAUUGUUUCUUGGAUAAAAGUACCACUGCUUUUGGAGAGAAACUGCGUGAACAAGUUGAAGAGCGGCUGGACUUUUAUGAUAAAGGGGUUGCGCCUCGUAAAAACCUCGACGUAAUGAAAUCUGCUAUUGAAACAGUCGACAGCAAAGAGGAUGAGGCUACUGCUGCUAAUGUGAAGGGAAAUGCAAAUGAUGAGGAGCCCAAGACUGAGAAGAAGAAGAAAAAGAAGGAAAAGCGAAAAUUGGAGGAAGAAAAAGUCGAGGAAAAGAGUGACGUGAAUGGAUCCAAUGCAGGGGAAGAUGGGAUGUCAGCCAAGAAGAAGAAGAAGAAGAGCAAAGAUGAAGUCAUGGAAGAUGUUUCAGCUGCUACAGAAAGUAAGAAGAAGAAGAAGAAGAAAAAGAAGUCGCGUAGUGAAGACAAUGAUUGA
Messenger RNA from Striga asiatica, 1802 nucleotides. The record is from the annotation of a GenBank genome assembly. NCBI's taxonomy places the organism in Eukaryota, Viridiplantae, Streptophyta, Magnoliopsida, Lamiales, Orobanchaceae.